CCAACGAGUAACGCUCCCUUUAAACCCUAAACCCCUUUUUCCGCUCCCACGCGACGCGAGUCGUGACGAUUACAAAGCGCCGCCCACCCGAAUCCACCAGAUCGUAGCAGAGAUGGCCGGCGCCGGCGGCUUCCUCGCCGACGUCAACGACCCCUGGCUGAAGCCGCGGCUGCUCCGCGCAGUGGUCGCCGAGCGGCUGCCGCAACCGGGCGGCGCCGAGCUCGCGCCGGCUGAGGUCGCCUCCGUCCUCGGGGCGGUGCGGACGCACGGCCUCCUCACCGAGAGCCUCCCGGACCACCCUCCGAACCCCAAGCUCGCCGAGGCGUGGCGUGCCGCCAUGGACGCCUGGGUCGAGCGCGCCGGCGCGCUCGUGGAGAGCGACUCGGCAUACAGUUGUUGGUUGGGUACUUGCUUUCUCGGUGUGACUUUCCAAGAGUGCAGCAAUGAGCGCUUUGCAGAAUCAUUCUCCAAUUGGUUUGAGAAGGUUCUGAGAAACUUGCAGGAGCCAUCUAGCUUGCUACUUGUUACUACUGUCUCUUGUACUUCAAUGUCUGAUCUAUUUGUGAGAUUGGCAAAGUUUUUGAACUUAAAGAAAGAGGCAUCAUCCUUUGCUGGAAGGGUUGUUGAACCGGUGCUGCGGCUCUUAAAUGAGAAUGGUCUAGUAACUGACGAAGCAGUUGAUUUGCUGAAGACAGUUAUUAAAUUGUACCCAUCAUCUGUAAAUCGACACUACAAUAAAGUUGAGUCUGCCAUUGUAGCAAAGGUUAUGAGUACAGAAGUCAAUGUAAAACCAUCUGAGAAAUUUGCGGGAGCCUUAGCAUUGUUACCUUAUGUCCGUGUAUCCGAGGACAGUUGGUCACUGAUGAUUCGGAAGAUAUUGAUUACGGUAAACAAUCUGUUGAAUGAUGCUUUUAUUGGGCUUGAAGAAGAUAAGAAAGGCCAUGAUAUUAUGUUGCUACUAGUUCCACCUGGAACUGAUCCUCCACCAACAUUGGGAGAUCAAGCAAGGUCUGGAGGCAAUGUACAUGUCACGAAGAAAUUUCGUGUCUGUACGGUCCCUACCAUUUCAGCUCUUAUCCAUUGCUGCAGUGUGAUGCUGACUAGUUAUUAUCCAGUUCAGGUCAAUGUUCCAAUGCGUGCUUUGAUAGCUUUGAUACGAAGAGUGCUGUUAGUUGAUGGAUCGUUGCAUAAAAAAUUGUUCCCUUCAACAACUUCCUUGCAUCAAGAGCUUAUUUGCUUUGAGCUUCCGUCAUUGCAUUCGACUUUCUUGGAUUUGCUCAAUGCAGCUAUUAAAGGAAUGAGAAGCCAACUUUUACCACAUGGUGCUAGUAUCAUACGGCUUAUAACAGAGUACUUCAAAAUAGCAAAGUUGCCUACUUUGAGGACAAAAGUUUAUAGCAUUGUGCAGUUGUUGCUGACCUCCAUGGGUGUUGGGAUGUCACUGCACUUGCUUGAGGCAAUAGUCAACAAUGCAGUUGCUGAUCUGAAUGAUGGUGGUGGAAAUGACAUGGCUAUAGUCAACACAAAUCUAUCAAAAGUGACUAGUGUAUCAUCAUCAAAAAGUUACUCCAAGAAGAGGAAGCAAGAACCACAAAUACAAAACCCAGCUGUCUCAGCUUCAGAGAAGGCAGCAAUCAGCCCAAGGAAAAGGAAAAGUUCUUCCAUGCCUAUUGUAUCAAAGGGAAUGACUCCUGAAACUACAGGAGAUGUUGGAACGUUAACUCCUCUGUCUGUCAAAAUAGCUGUAUUGGAAACAUUGGAAAUUCUUCUGAAUGUGGGGGGUUCAUUGCGGGCGGAUCACUGGAGGUCAGAAGUGGACUUGCUCCUAAUUAACUUCGCUAGAAGUAUUUGUGACACAGGAGGGGGUUAUGAGCAAAAACCAUCCACCGUUGGGGAGCCAAGCAUAUCAGACCUCCAACUUGCUUCAUUGAAGGCACUGUUGGCAUCUUUUCUUUCUUCUCCUCAUGCCCGCCCUCCUUAUUUAGCCAAAGGAAUCGAGCUCUUCAGAAAAGGGAAGCUAGAUAUAGGCACCAAGCUUGCAGAGUUUUGUUUGCAUGCUUUGAUGGCUUUGGAUGUCCUUACGCACCCUCGAGCCCUGUCUCUAGAAAGAGCAGUUCCUGUAGGCACUGGGCUCAAUUACGGUGCACCAAGAAAGGCAGUUUUUGGUGCUGGAAAAUACCAGAUUUCACCAUCCGGACAUCAGCCUGAAGCUAUGGAGGUUGAAGACAUGUAUGAUGAUUGGUUGGCAUCCACCAAGGACGAUGAACUAGCAGAGGCUCCAGUGAAUGAUAGCGCCGUAGGAUUAAGUACAGCGGUCAUGAUGUUGGAGGGUGAAAAACUCAACCCCAUUACAGAAGAUCCAAAAAUUGAUCCACCUCGAAUUGCAGAUGCAGUACAAGAUGUCCUGGCGUCCAGCAAGAGUGAUGUCAGAAUGGUAGAUGCAGCCGUAGACGAAAUCAUCAUGCCAAAUACAAUGGAUAAUCCUUCUAGCUCUAAUGCUGUUUCGACUCCAUUUCCUGAGCAGAAGCGCACUGAUCACGUUAGUCAUCUUGAGAGCAAAAGCCCAGCUGUCGAUGCAUCAUCCAGCAAAGUGGUAACUUCAGAUGAAGUUUCAGCUGUUCCAGGUGUUGCUUCAAGCAGCCAUCAAGCACCAGGAGGCUCUUCCACCAGUUUCGCAGAAUUGUUUGGUUCGGAGUCUGGCGUCGAGUCGGAGUCGGAAGACUCGAUGCCAGAAAUUAAUGACGGGGACCCUGACUCUGACUAGGGUUCAUUGCUGUUUGUUACGUUUUAUGGCUCCGUGAGUUCACCUUUUUAAGGUACAAACCAAUGACAUAACGGUUGUAAUCUGUUACUUCCCAAUGAAAAUUUUGUGGUCUGCGAUUUUAUUGUAUUGAACAAACUA
Messenger RNA from Phragmites australis (common reed), 2902 nucleotides. RefSeq lists its product as uncharacterized. The coding region runs from base 113 to 2764 and encodes 883 amino acids. The transcript has 13 exons. NCBI's taxonomy places the organism in Eukaryota, Viridiplantae, Streptophyta, Magnoliopsida, Poales, Poaceae. Gene Ontology annotation, cellular component: nucleus. The record is from RefSeq and is a predicted model, not a curated record. Gene Ontology annotation, biological process: rRNA processing.